AUGGAGUUCAUGAAUCUUCCCCCCGUGAGGACAACUCGUGAAAAACUUCUGUCUCAGUCACCGAGCAUCGUAACGCGAGCUUCUGACCUAAAUGGGGGCUUCAAGUUGAUGGAGUCAUGGGACAUCGUCUUAACCAAUGAGCUCAGCUCUGUUGAGCCAAUCAACUGGCCCGCCCUGUCCAACCCUGAAGUGAGUCGUGUCACGUGUGGGUCUGGGGAAACAAGGCCUCCUCCAACUUCGGUACCGCAUUCUCCCUCGCCAUCACCUUCCGUCGGCGGCCUUGUUGGUGGUGGAGCUGGAGGUGGAGGUGGAGGUGGAGGUGGUGGGGGUGGUAGUGGCGCAGGUGGUUCUGGCUCUGGGUUUGGCUCUGGUAGCGGCUCCGGUAGCGAUGCUAGUGGUGGAAGCUAUGGCGGAGGAGGUAGGGGUGGAGGUGGUGGAGUCGGUGUAGGUGGUGGUAGUGGUUCUGGUUCUGGAGAAGGCUAUGGCGAAGGUUACAGUGGUGGUGCUGGCGGCGGCGCUGGUGGUUCUCCAGGGGAAGGUGGUCCAUGA
Dovyalis caffra is the source of this 549-nucleotide messenger RNA. NCBI's taxonomy places the organism in Eukaryota, Viridiplantae, Streptophyta, Magnoliopsida, Malpighiales, Salicaceae. The record is from the annotation of a GenBank genome assembly.